Messenger RNA from Carassius auratus (goldfish), 594 nucleotides. Its product is annotated as fucolectin-5-like. The transcript has 4 exons. The record is from RefSeq and is a predicted model, not a curated record. Lineage: Eukaryota; Metazoa; Chordata; Actinopteri; Cypriniformes; Cyprinidae. The coding region runs from base 1 to 513 and encodes 170 amino acids.
AUGAACCUGGGAGUGGAAAUGCUGUCCAGAGGCAAGGUAGCCCUGGGCAAUUGGGCGCUGCAUCAUCAGAUGAAUUUGGCAUUAAAAGGAACAGCUGUACAGUCAAGCACAUUUUACACCUGGGGAGCUGCAAACGCCAUCGACGGCAUCAGAUACACUCCAGGUUUAGCCUCAAGCUGCUCCAUCACAGAUUACGAGCUCAACCCGUGGUGGAGGCUGGACCUGCUGGAUUCUUACUCCAUUUCCAACGUGACCGUCACAAACAGAGGCGACGGCUGGCCAGAGCAAACGGCUGGAGUAGAGAUCCGCAUCGGAAACUCUCUGGAAAACAAUGGGAACAACAAUCCCAGAUGUGGUGUCACUUCACUUGUCCCAGCAGGCAGUUCUGUCAGUUUCUCUUGCGGUGGAAUGGAAGGUCGUUAUGUGAACAUGUACAUUCCUAACAUCCACGCAUACCUCACACUGUGUGAGGUGGAGGUUUAUGGAACAGACUCUUGUGAAGACUCCAUAUGACCCAGCACCUGUGAGUAGAUGAUGGCUACCCUGCAAGGACUCCAGACACAAAAUGAUGACAUUUUCAUUGGUUUUAAAUGC